Paraglomus occultum is the source of this 299-nucleotide messenger RNA. Lineage: Eukaryota; Fungi; Glomeromycota; Glomeromycetes; Paraglomerales; Paraglomeraceae. The record is from the annotation of a GenBank genome assembly.
AUGUCGUUUAUGGAUACAGCCGAUGCUCCAUCCAAUACACAAAGCUAUGUGCUAUGGAUCCUCUUAGAAGGGGAUGAGGAACCUGUGAAAUAUAAUUUUAAUUUUGGCCCUGACAUUCAGGACCCUAACUUGAAUGAUCUCAAAGCCAAACUCCCUCCUCUAGUUGACGAACUGAAGAAUGUCAAACCUAAGGACAUUCACUUCUUUCACUUUGAUGCGCGCAUCCAUCCUAUUCUCCCAGACGCCUUACUCCAGAAUAUACAGGCAGACAAUGCUGCCAGGAACCCACUUGUCGUUAG